AUGAGGGUUGCUGGAGCCAACAGAUUGAGAUUGAGGAAAAGACAGAACACUAAAAUUUGUAAAAAAGAAGGCCACUCGGAUGAGGUGUGUUUGUUUGGUCAGAAGGACCUAAAUGGUGAGGGUCACUUGGCUCAAGGGGAUGGUCCAACCAUUAGUAAAGCUGAUGCGGCCCAUUUAGUGGAAGAGGCCCUAAAUAGGGUUGAAAAAGUUAUGGAAGCCUUGGAAGUGUCUAAGAAGGAUCAAAAAAAGGUUGAAAAUGGUGGUGAGGAUGUCCAAAAGGAGGAUGUUGGGGUGCAAGAUAAGGAGGGGGGGGUGUCCAGUGAUGCAAACAAUGACUCUAAUGGUAUGUCCUGGGAGGAUGAAGAGGAUGAAUUGGGUUUGAUGGAUGAGGAGGGCAUAGCGGGAGUUCGCACUAUUAAUCAAAUAGAUUCACAGAUCGUCACUAAUAGUCAAAAUCAGGCCCUGAGCAGACCGAUCACCUUGGAGGAGGUCAAGGAGGCUGUGUUUUCAAUGCCUAGGGACAAAGCUUUGGGUCCUAAUGGGUUUCUUGCUUUCUUUUUUCAUCAAUUUUGGGAGGUUGUUGGAGAUGAAGUAUGGCUAGUGGUGGAGGAAUCUAGAGAGAGUGCUUGUGUGGAUAAGGAAUUAAACUAUACAUUCAUUGCCCUUAUUCCUAAAGUUGAGAAGGUUGAGACUUAG
Molecule: messenger RNA, 696 nt
Organism: Cryptomeria japonica (Japanese cedar)
Lineage: Eukaryota; Viridiplantae; Streptophyta; Pinopsida; Cupressales; Cupressaceae
Exons: 3
Coding region: 1-696 (231 amino acids)
Source: RefSeq, a predicted model, not a curated record